Molecule: messenger RNA, 1128 nt
Organism: Camelina sativa (false flax)
Lineage: Eukaryota; Viridiplantae; Streptophyta; Magnoliopsida; Brassicales; Brassicaceae
Source: RefSeq, a predicted model, not a curated record
AAGACGGCCAAAAAUCAAGAAAAUGAAAACCUAAAGGCAAUUGAAAUGCAUAGUUUGCUAAGCCAUCAGCAAGACGGUUAACCUCUCUAAGCACGUGUGAAUACGGACUAUCCAGUCCCUUGAUAUGAAGCCAUGGUACACCCACACCAGGAACGACAGCGGGUGAGUCUCACUAAUCCCUGCCCGUAAAAAACCCACCACCAUCUCACUAUCAACCUCCAAGUCCAAUUGUGUUACUUGCUUAUCCCAAACUACACACAGACCGCCCCCACAACUUUUGAAAGUAACUGUUGUUCCAUUAAAUAUAUGAUAGCUUUAUUUUUCUAUAGAUAUAUACAGAGAAAGUACUUCUUCUAUUUCAAAAAAUGCAAUCUUUUGUUAAUUUAUUUCGCUGAGACAACGGCAGCAUUGGAGAAGAUUCCUUGUUUUCAUAUUUGAUAGCCCAUUUUCACAAACCAAACAAAAAGGUUGUCAAACUUUUUUCAAGCACUUGAGCAUCGUCACUCGAAGAAGUACAAUGCUUCAAGCUACCGGAACAACAGCACCAACUCUACCUGUAGUGUUUCCCUGUUUUUGGAGUCGACCGGUUGUCCUACCUCUCCGGAAUGCAAAGACCUUUAAACCUGUCGCAUGUCUCAAACUGAAAGGUGGCAAAGGGUCAACACAAGUUUAUGGACAAUAUUGGUAUCAACCAGGGCCGGCGAUAGGGAGGUUCAACUGUGAUGAAGUAUCCCGUUCUGGUGAAGCUUUGGCCAUUUCUGAGUUGUCAAUCAAGUUUCUUGCACCUUUACAUAGUGGAUGCAAGUUUGUGGUGAAAACAAGGAUGUCAGGGACAUCUUUGGCGCACAUUUACUUUGAACAGUUUAUCUUUAAACUUCCAAACCAAGAGGUUAUAUUGGUGCUAUCAUCAAGCCUUUGUGUUGGUUUUUUACUGAUGUUCUGAUUUGGAUUCAUUUUGUAUAUCAUUAACGAAACAGCCUAUUUUGGAGGCAAAAGGAAUGGCUGCGUGGCUUGACAAUAAGUACCGUCCAGUUCGUGUCCCAUCUUACACACGCUCUAAUUUCGGAUAGUGCUCUUCAAAUAUUUGGAAUUGUAGUCGAUUUGCCAUGGUAUUGAUUUCAAUUUGAU